AUGCCUGUAAUAUCAGAUCAAAACAUGUCUACUAAAGAGCUAAAAAAUAACAUAAAGGUUUUAGCGGCAAAUUCGCAUCCUGAAUUAGCUCUGGCUAUAUGCCAAAGGUUGAAGACACCACUUUCGAAUAUCGAAGCUAUCCAAUUCGACAAUAAUGAAAGCGCUGUUGUUAUCCAAGAUUCGGUAAGAGAUGAAGAUGUAUACAUUGUACAAACUGGAUGCGGUGGUUUUGAGAAAUUGAAUGAUUACUUGAUGGAGUUGUUAAUGAUGAUCCAUGCAUGUACCCAAGCAUCUGCUAGGAAUAUCACAGCUGUUAUUCCUAACUUUCCCUAUGCAAGACAAGAUAGAAAGGAUAAGAGCAGAGUCCCAAUCAGUGCUAAGUUGAUUGCCAAUCUCUUGACUACUGCUGGCUGUAACCAUGUCAUCACGAUGGAUUUGCAUGCUUCUCAAAUACAAGGUUUUUUCAGUAUACCUGUUGAUAAUCUAUAUGCUGAACCAAUUGUUCUUAAAUGGAUUAAAGAUACCUACAAAGUCACUGCUGAUAUAAUGAUGGUUUCUCCAGACGCCGGAGGUGCUAAGAGAGUUGCUUCGUUGGCUGAUAAGUUGGAUACACAAUUUGCAUUGAUUCAUAAAGAGCGUGCCAAGGCCAACGAGGUUAGUAGAAUGGUGUUAGUAGGUGAUGUUAAAGAUAAGUGCUGUAUUUUAGUCGAUGAUAUGGCCGACACUUGUGGUACUUUGUGUAAAGCUUCUGACAUUCUCUUAGAAGAAGGUGCAAAGGAAGUUAUUGCUAUUGUCACACAUGGUAUAUUUAGUGGUACUGCAAUUGAUAAAUUGAACAACAGUUCAUUAAAAAAGAUCAUAUGCACAAAUUCUAUGCCUUUAAGCGAACAUGUUAAAGCAUGCCCUAUUUUGGAAAUUCUGGAUAUAAGUCCUAUCCUAGCAGAAGCUAUUAGAAGAUUGCAUAACGGAGAAUCGAUCUCCUAUCUUUUUAAUAAUGUUGUUGUUUGA
Molecule: messenger RNA, 1008 nt
Organism: Pichia kudriavzevii
Lineage: Eukaryota; Fungi; Ascomycota; Pichiomycetes; Pichiales; Pichiaceae
Exons: 1
Coding region: 1-1008 (335 amino acids)
Biological process (GO): 5-phosphoribose 1-diphosphate biosynthetic process; purine nucleotide biosynthetic process; ribonucleoside monophosphate biosynthetic process
Cellular component (GO): ribose phosphate diphosphokinase complex; cytoplasm
Molecular function (GO): ribose phosphate diphosphokinase activity; magnesium ion binding
Source: RefSeq, a predicted model, not a curated record